This is a messenger RNA of Myxocyprinus asiaticus (Chinese sucker), 5827 nucleotides long. Its product is annotated as trinucleotide repeat-containing gene 6B protein-like. NCBI's taxonomy places the organism in Eukaryota, Metazoa, Chordata, Actinopteri, Cypriniformes, Catostomidae. Gene Ontology annotation, biological process: positive regulation of nuclear-transcribed mRNA poly(A) tail shortening; miRNA-mediated post-transcriptional gene silencing. The transcript is spliced from 20 exons. The record is from RefSeq and is a predicted model, not a curated record. Gene Ontology annotation, cellular component: nucleoplasm; P-body. Gene Ontology annotation, molecular function: nucleic acid binding. The coding region runs from base 81 to 4859 and encodes 1592 amino acids.
UCCCGGAUGUUGAUCGGAGCGGCGCCAUCGCGCAUGCGCGUGCCGGAUUGCCGUCGGGAACAGGAAGGGAGCAGCAGUUCAUGGAAGACUGUCAGCACAAAACGGAAGACGGCACCCAUCAGGAGGACACUGAACACAGCACUAGAGAAUCGUGCUCAUGUCCAUCUGCCCCAUCUCACGCUACCCUUACCUGUGUUUCAUCACGACCGGGUUUAACCCAAACACCCUCCCCCUGUCCUGUCAUCGGGGGUUCAUGUGACCCCCUUGAGGGAGGGAAUGAUGCAAAGGGGACUGCUGUGGCCAACGGACUGCCCCUCUCCACGGUGUCACAGUGCUACAUGCCCCGUGAGGUGCCCCCACGCUUCCGGAAUCAGCAGGAACCAAAAGUGUUACUGAAGAGGGGCCAGCCACCACUGUCCUGCAUGCUACUGGGGGGUGGGAACGGAGGGGAUGCCACGCCCUCCCCUAAUGCAAGUACAGCAGACGCCUCAGAUCCUACUGUAGAUCCAGUAUCUCUUCACUCAACAUCUGAUGCCUCUUACACUCCCUCUCAUGCAAAUUACACAUGGGGGCUGGGCUCAGGAGUUCAACCCCCUGCUCAGGGAAUGGACAAGAUUAUAGUCGACAGGUCUGAUAUGGAGAAAUGGCCAAGUGUCAAUGAGAGUAUAAGACCAGAAGAUUCUGCAGCCAAAAGCAACAGUGCCUCAUGGGAUAGUGAUUUGACCUCGGAAGAGAGAAUGUCUGUUGGGCUGAGAAUGGAUAGUUCUCCUCUUUGUGAAUACAUUGAAGCAACUGUAGAGGGGGGUUCAUCCUCACAGUCUGAGAAUAAGGAAUCCAUUAAAGGAAUAAAUCAGUCCUUCAUUUCCAAGGUAUUGCAUCCAGCUGGAAACAAGGAGGGGACUCAAGGCCUAAACCAAAACUACAGCCAUCCAUCCUGGGCUGCCCCCAUGCAAGAUGGUCCUGAUGAAGCAGCCUCAAGCAGAGGACCCUUAACCCAAACUGUCUCUGAGGAAUCUCCUCCCAUACCCUUGAGUCCAUUGCAUCAAAUGCUCGGCAAGAACAAAGAGUGUAUUAUGGCUGACUGGAUGGAGCUUAAAGCUGGAACAAAUGUUGUUGUUGACUGCAAAGAGGGUGGUGUCACCUGUGCAGAUGUGUGGGAUACAGGUACAGAGACUGUUGGGAGGAAAGGUGAAAUAGCAGGUGGGGAAGGAAGUUCAGGUGAUCGCACUGGCAUCUCUCAGGUAACAUGGGAUAAAGAGACGGUAGGUUCAAACGAGCAGGCAGCUACAGAAUGGACCUCUGAUUUAGCUGUUGGAGAAUCAAGAGAGGAUGUGAGAAAAAGCUCUAGGGAGGGCUCAGAUAGUUUACAGGGCUCAACAAUGUUUUCAACCAAUACAGUGACAUCAAGAGAUGACAAUAAGGAAAGAGUUGUUGGUUGGGGUGAAUCUGAUGAAGAAUCUACUGACAGGAAAAGCAGUGAGGAAGAGACGCUGGUCCAUAGCCCCUCCAGAGGUCAGUCUCUCCACCAAGAAGAGGCCUUACAGAGUGUGAUCAGUCGCACUAACCUGGAUCCCAGAGUGCUGUGUAACACUGGAUGGGGCAACACCCAGAUCAAGCAGAAUGUUGCCUGGGAUCUAGAGGUGAAUAGUGGGAAUGUUGACUGGAAUCAAGAGGUUCACACUGGCUACAAUAAGGAAGUUUCGCAGAACGGAGGUAAUGCACCUCAUUCCAGCUCCAAGAUUCAGAAGCGUGAGAGACUGGAAGGCAGCCAGGGUCAUUUGGGUGGAGGUAAAGGGUGGGGCAGUGACGAGCAGAAGUGGGAAGAGAGGAAGAUGGAGAAAGAGGAUAGGUGGGGAAAAGCCCAGGUGAGUGAAGGUACAUGCAGGAGGGAAGGGGUGGGGAGGGACCAGGGUGGUGGAAGUGAGUGGGGACAGACAGCACCUUUGCCCAAGGGUGGAGGCUUGAAGGAAGAGAGAGACAGUGACUGCAAAAAUCAGGAUGAGGGGUUAUGGGGUAUCUCUGAAGAUGCUGGGCAUCGGAGUGCUGCCUGGGGAGGUAAUGGAGGAGGCAGUGUCAAUGUCAAUCAGCACCAGGGAUGGGGUGAGAAGCCUUCUCCAUCACAAAUAUCAAAUAAUCAAAUAGCACUUAAAACCCAAAUUCAACAGCUGCAGUCACAGACCCAACAACAAAUGCCGGGACAUCCAAAAUCCUUGCAGGACAGCAGGAGUUGUCCAGGAGGGCCAGAUGGUCAGAGCAAAGGGUCUGGAUGGACAUGUGGCCCCAUCCCUCAGAUGUCUUCAGUUGUAAAACCAAGUGGGUGGGAGGAAACCUCACUUCAGUCCAUCAGCCAGAAGAUAGAGAUUGAUGAUGGCACAUCUGCAUGGGGUGAUCCUUCACGCUACAAGAGCAAGAACAUCAAUCUGUGGGAUAAGAACAGCUCUCAGACUCAACAGCAAAGUUGCCAGAUAAGUCUUCAGCAGUCAUCUGAAAGACACGCUGAAGCUCCAUCUAAGAACUCUGUUCCAUCAACGUGGAGAGGUAGCAGUGGUCCCCCAGAUCAGUUCGUGGACAAUAGCUCAACUGCUUGGGGGAAAUCGUUUGAUGGCCCAACUGUCUGGGGAGUCUCAGAGGAACAGGAGAAAGGGGGAGUAUGGGCAAACUCACAUUCCCAUCCUGCAAUGUCUGGUUCAAAGUCUAUGCAAGAGGGGUGGGGUGAUGAAGGCUCAAAUGCAUCCCGUCACCCCAGCUGGGAGGAAGAGGAUGCUGGAACUGGUGUCUGGGGCAGUAGGGGAUCCCAAAGCAGCAUGUCCACAUACAACUCCGGGGGAUGGGGGCAGGGCCAGGGUGCCAGGAGACAUAGCACAAAGAGCCCUCUGAAAGGUAACAGCGGGGACUUGUGGGCAAAUCCCGUGAGUCGGCAGUUCUCAAACAUGGGCAUCAUGGAUGAAGUCUCCAAUGUGGGUCAGGAAAGACAUGACAGGAGAGGAAUGAAUGAUGGAGAAAUGCGGAGAGGGGGCAGGGCUGAUGGAGUAUUUCGCUCACAUAAUUCCAAAGAGACCACACCUGGGGAAGGUGGGCCAUACCUGGACAAGGUUGGGGGUCAUGGUAUGUUUGGCAGCAGUGGUAUUUCUCAGCUAAGAGGGAUGCAUCAGGCCGGUGUGCACCCCCUAAACCCUUCCCCUGGGAUAAGAGCACAAGUGCCUCAUCAGUUCCUGCCGCCUCAGGUUCCCGGGCCUAUGCUAAAGCCAGUGGCGCCCCCUAGUGGUGGCAUGUUCCCUCCCCAGCUAUCCCCCCAGCACAUUGCCAUGCUCAGUGGUAUUCAUCCACACAUGCAACAGUUCCAGCUAGCUUGUCAGCUCAUUCUCCAACAACAGCAGCAGCAGCAGCAACAACAGCAGUUCCUGAAUCAGAGGAAGUUUCCUCCUCCUCCUGUAAGACAACAACAAGACCCACAACAGUUGGCGCGGAUCAUGGCUAUCCUACAGCAGCAACAGGGGGUGGGUGGGCCCAAACUCCCCUCGUCUCCCAUGGGAGGACACGCCCCCAAACAUCCAGACAUGCCACUCCAUCACCUGGGCGUAAAUGCCCACAAACAGCCGGACAUGCCCCUGCAUGCUUCCAUGGGUGGACCAGAGCUGCACACCAAACCAGUGCCAGCUUUCACAGGUUUCACAGGCGGUUCUGAUCUGGAUUAUCUGAGUUCUCCCGGUGGUUUGAAGGAUGGUGGGGGACCUCAGUCUCGCUUUAAAUGGAUGAUGGAUGGAAACAGUCUGAUGCCCUCACUAGAACCCACACUGCACAAUGGACCAGUAAAGUUGGGCGGCGGCUCUUUGUACUCUCAGUAUGAUGUGUUGGGUGGCAAUUGGAACAGAACCGGAAGUGGAAAAGUAGACACAUCUCCUGCCAACCCCACCUGGCCUCCAGAGUUUCAGCCGGGCGUCCCGUGGAAGGGUGUUCGGGGUCCUGAGCUCGAGCCUGACCCCUACAUGACCCCUGCAGGAAUGCUGGGAUCCACCGUGCUCAGUGAUACAGAACAUCACCUGCUGCAAGACAACACAGCGAAAUACUCAGAAUUAAAGUCCAGUUGGCUGCCUGAGCCCAUUGGACACAGCAAAUCAUGGAGGACCAAUCGAAACAGUUCCCAUCUGCCCAGCCCCCCUCCAUGUCUCACCAAUCAGAAGCAGCCGUGGUCAGCAGAGGGGUCACGGAUGUCCAGAGCGUGGAGGGGAGGGGCGAGUGGCCAAGAGUCGCCCUUUAAAUCAGAGUGGAGUGAUGGUGGAGCAGGAAAGUCUUGGCUGCUACUGCGAAACCUCACACCUCAGAUUGACGGCUCGACCCUGAAGACGAUCUGUCUGCAGCACGGCCCCCUGAUGACCUUUCACCUCGGUCUGACCCAGGGUAGCGCUCUGAUACGAUACAGCAGUCCUCACGAAGCCGCCAAAGCCCAGAGCGCCCUGCAUAUGUGUGUUCUGGGAAACACCACCAUCCUGGCAGAGUUCAUGAGCGAGGAAGAGGUCAUUCAAUACUUCACACAUUCCCAGACCGCCGGGGUCACGGGCUCGCCCGAGGGGUCGUCCAGCUCUGACCCCAGCUCACGAGAGACCGAGCGGGCCACGGGCGGAGGGGGGGACGCAGAGGCAUGCGCAGGCUGGCAGGGUGUGGGCGUGACGUGCGGCUCUGGACUCGCUCUCCUCAGCCAAUGGAGCAACAGCACAGGGGAGGGGGUGGGGAAAGGGGUCUUGGGGGUUGUGGCUCCAGGUUACCAUGGCAGCAGCCUAUGGAGCAUGCCUCAGCUGGAGGACAGCAUGGCUGGACUGUUGCCAGGCAACCUGCUUGGAGGCGGUACAGACAAUUUGUGAUUGAUACUGAUUGUGUGUUAUUUAAGUUCUGGUAUGUUGCGGCACUAAACAUAACAGAGAGUUGCAAGCAUAUGGAAGCCCACAGAUGCCAUGUGUCAUUAUAACUUACUUUUGUUUGUUAUUUCAAGGAAAGGGUGAAUCUGAUGAAACGUGUUUGGUUCAUAUUUCACCCCAGAAUCAAAAACGAAGAAAUUAUGUGUUGCAAUUAUAUCUUUCUAGGACCAUUAAGAUUUUUUUUGCACUGUGAAGUUAUUUACAUGACAAUUAAUUAAGCACUUUUCUGCCCCAAAUUCUCAUUACUGUAAAAAUGCAUCCGGAUGUUUUACUUUUGUGUUCAUUCUCAAUGUUGAUUCUCAUUAGAUGUAAUGCAUUAAUACAGUCACUUUUUACUGUAUAACAAAAGCAAAAUACAGUCAUUUUUUUUAUCAUUAAAUUCAGCAUAAAAUAAAGGCGGUAUGACAAAUAAUGCUAUAAUGUAUAAAUAAUGCAUAAUUAUAAUUUUUUUACAUUACAAUAAUGAGAAUUUGGGGGGUUGCUGCUUUGCCAAAAAAUAAUUUCUCAAUACAAAUAAACAUGACCAGGACAUAUUCUUGACAGUUUACAUGAUAUUCACUUAAGUUGAUAUUGCUUGUGUUCUUUAAAUAUCUAUCGUUAGAGGAAUAACACUGAUCUCAAGGCUUCCGCAUGUUUGUCAGUAUUUUUGCAGUUCUUUUUGGUGCCGCUAGAGCUGCAGAAAUUGCACAGAGCUAAAUUUCCACACAAACACUGGACUUACUGACAGGCUUUUAUAUCCAGUGAGAAAUCAAACACACAUGUGCAUUGGCAAGCGUGUGGAUUUGCUUACAGACAUUCUCAUCACCAGAGUUAAGCUAUCAUGUAUUAGAAUGCAGGGACUGUUUCUUAAGGCCUUCUUUAACAAACAUUUCAAACAAACUUGAACAUCAAAUAUAAAUCUGAUGUUACGUUGA